Dictyostelium purpureum is the source of this 216-nucleotide messenger RNA. RefSeq lists its product as uncharacterized. The transcript has 3 exons. NCBI's taxonomy places the organism in Eukaryota, Evosea, Eumycetozoa, Dictyosteliales, Dictyosteliaceae. The coding region runs from base 1 to 216 and encodes 71 amino acids. The record is from RefSeq and is a predicted model, not a curated record.
AUGUUUAAACCUUUCGAGAAUAAUUUUCAUCUGAAAGAUCCUCAUCAUCAUCGGAAUAGUGGAUCAACCAGCAUAUCAACAGGUAUAAUAGCAGGUAACUCUUCAGACUGGAAAGACUCUUCAGACGCAUCAGAGGACUCUUCAAGAGGCACAUCAGAUAGCAGAUCAUCAUCAGCUAUCAGUUCAUCAGAUAGCGGUUUAUCAGAUAGUUCAUAA